Messenger RNA from Ochotona princeps (American pika), 7941 nucleotides. RefSeq names its product NEDD4 binding protein 2 (gene N4BP2). The transcript has 19 exons. Gene Ontology annotation, molecular function: ubiquitin binding. NCBI's taxonomy places the organism in Eukaryota, Metazoa, Chordata, Mammalia, Lagomorpha, Ochotonidae. The record is from RefSeq and is a predicted model, not a curated record. The coding region runs from base 420 to 5720 and encodes 1766 amino acids.
GGCCGCCCCUGCUCGCCGCCAGCCCUGCGCCGCGCAGGAGAGUGCAGUGGCGGCGGCGGCGGGAAAGGGCUUGCGGAGCCGCGGUGCCCGCGUCGCACACUCGACGACGCGGCCCGGGGCCUCGACGCCCUCCGUCCGUUCCAGAAGCAGCAGCUUUAUUCAUGGCAAAGAGGUGCUCUGUUACGGAUCUGCGUAUUACAGAUGCUGAACUGUAAGAAGAUACAUUGGAUAAGAAGAACUGCAGACUUUGUAGAUAUCAACUGUGGCCUUGCUAAACACAUUGAUAGCAUCAAUGCCAGCCAGACAGUCCUAUUGCUACUGGAUUGUGCAAGAUACUUAACCCUGUUUUCUUUGAAUUAUGACUUAAGUGUCAAACAUCUUAUGUAAAAAAGGGAACCAUUUUAGUUUUCGAAUUCAGAAUGCCAAGGAGAAGGAGGAAUGUUGGGGGAAAUCCUUUUCGGAAGACUGCGAAUCCUAAGGAAGUUGUCGUGUCUCGCGUUGCUAGUGGUGGGAGGCCAAGCACUGCGCCCCCUCCGGUGGGGGAGACCAAAGCUGACGAGGAAGAGCUCUUCACCAGUAUGUCAGAGAUGUUUGCUGACCUGGAUCCUGAUGUAGUGUAUUUGAUGCUUUCUGAAUGUGAUUUCAAAGUCGAAAAUGCCAUGGAUUGUCUGUUAGAGCUAUCAGCCACUGAUGCCAAGAUAGAAGAAUCAACUUCACAAAGCUUUCGUGUUUCUGAGAACCAAAAAAGUGCAGCAGAAAGUGAAAUAAUGGAAAAAUAUCCUCUCGAAGAAGAGACUGAAGAUUCGAAAAUGGAUUCUUUUUUAGACAUGCAGCUAACUGAAGACCUGGACUCCUUGAUACAGAAUGCUUUUGAGAAAUUAAACUCGUCUGAUGACCAAGUUUACUCAUUUUUGCCUUUGCAAGAUGUGAACGGUGUUAGUGACCCGAGGGAAUUUACAAGUUCAGAUUCAAAUAGUAUGACUCCCAUUCUUUGUACACAAAAUGUGGAAUUGGACAGGGAAAAUCUAGAGAAUUCUGACUCUACUUUAAGUUCAAACCCUUUGUCUUCAUAUUCAUCUUUGAAUGAGCCAAAAAAUUUUACAAAGGAUGGCACAUUGGCAUUGGAAAAUAAUUACCCAGAAGAUUCUGUUCCUAAUAGUUCUUUAAAUCCAGCAAAUGACUCCCCAGUGGAAUGUGGCACUGUCAGUCAAAGACAGAAUGAGCUUUUACAAUCUGAGUGUGAGACUCAGUUCUCUCAAAACCCUGAAAAGUUUGAUGCCAGUGAACCUCAACCCACUUUAAAUCUUUCUGUGCAGAAUUCAGGGCCUAAUAUUCCAGGUACAGGCGGGGAUCAGAAAUCUACCCCGGUCUCAGAUGUGUUUGUGUCUUCUGAAGGGUUCAGUUUCAAGCCACACAAGCAUGCUGACCUGCCACCAAAGGGGAAGGAUGUCAGUUACUGUCCAGUACUUACCCCUCUCCCUCUGCUGCUACCACCUCCUCCACCUCCACCCAUCUGGAAUCCAAUGAUUCCUGCUUUUGACCUCUUCCAAGGCAACCAUGGCUUUGUAGCCCCUGUGGUCCCCACAGCUGCACACUGGAGACCUGUCAACUACACUUCAUUUCCACCCUCGGUUAUUUCUCAUUCUUCCCCAACGAAAGUAUGGAGAAGUAAAGAGGGAACAGGUGCUUAUCAAGUGCAAGAAGCUCCAGUUUCUCAGGUUGCGAGAAAGAAGACAUCUUACGUUGGACUAGUUCUCGUUCUUCUCAGAGGGCUUCCAGGAUCAGGAAAAUCUUACUUGGCCAGGACUUUACAAGAAGAUAAUCCAAAUGGAGUCAUUCUUAGUACUGAUGAUUAUUUUUACAUAAAUGGACAGUACCAGUUUGAUGUAAAAUACUUAGGAGAAGCACAUGAAUGGAACCAAAAUCGUGCAAAAGAAGCAUUUGAAAAGAAAGUAUCUCCUGUUAUAAUAGAUAAUACAAAUCUACAGGCAUGGGAAAUGAAGCCAUAUGUUGCUUUGUGUCAGAAACAUAAAUAUAAGGUCCUUUUCCGGGAACCAGACACAUGGUGGAAGUUCAAGCCGAAAGAACUUGCAAGGCGUAAUAUUCAUGGAGUAAGCAAAGAGAAAAUAACAAGAAUGUUGGAACAUUAUCAGCGUUUUGUUUCUGUGCCAAUAAUCAUGAAUUCUUCGGCUCCAGCAAAAUUUGAACGUGUUGAAUUAUGUGCAUAUUCUUCUGAGGAUUCAAGUCCCAGCUCAAGAAUCAAUGAGGACAUUACCUCUGAGAAAGAAGAACAUGGUUCAUCCUCAUCUUUGCAGCACGUAGAAUCAACUGAACGGAAGCCUCUUGAAACGACUAGAGGAACUCUGCUGCCCGAGGAUGCUCCCUGUCUCCCUAACGCAGAUUUACACAGAGGAAGAAAAGAAGUCAGUGUGAUAAAUCCUAACCCCCAGAGUGCUUUCAUUGAGGAAGCUUCACGCAUACAGUUUUCUGACUCUGAAAACAAACUUGGAGCAGCAGACAAAAGUGAAAAUAAAGAUCAAGUAGAAAAAGAGUGUAGUAAAACUGAUAAAAGUGACUCUGUGGAAGGAGUAUUGCCCAAUACUGGCUAUGUUGAAAGUAAUCCAGAAUACUGUGACCCUGCAAAUAGUGUACCUCUUCAAAAUGAGAAAUGCUCACCUUGUGAAAUAUUAGAAGAAAGAACAACAGUAAAGAAAAAGACGUUUGGGAAACAAAAAAGCAAAACAACUGUGGAAAAAUUCCCAAGACAGGAACUUCCAGAUUUUGUUGGUGACUGGCCAGUUGAUAAAGCCAUGGGUCAGAGAACAAAAAGGAACCGAAAAACUGAAAAACCUUCAUGUGUACAAAGCGACAGAAAGUUCAGUCGCCCCCCGUCACGCAAAGUGUCUGAUAGUAGUGUGUGUGUGAGUAUAGAUUCCAGCCAGCGAGGAGGCUCUCCACAUGAAUGCACAGAGGAUGGCAGAAAGUCACAGAGUGAUGAUGCUUUAGAAUCCUUCCCUAGCUGUAAAUAUGAAACUUACAAAAAUAGUGAAAACAUCUCCUUCAACAUUGUGGGCGACUGGCCUUCCACUGAGUCACUAGCUCAGAGGGAGCACAGAACGAGGACGCCAAAGGCUAGUUUCAGUGAACUCAAUCCAAACUUUGGAACUAGUAAUGAUGUGAAUAAAACAUCCUUCUACACAGCACAUGAAGCCUGUUGGGGCACAAGCCCUGAAGAGCUAAAAACCUUAGGUGGCUCCGCUCUAAGGAGUGCAGAAAUGUUACCCAGUGAUGUGAUCUGUGAAACUCAGACUUGUCUGAGUAAAAAUAUCCUGGGAGAACACACAUCGCCUUUUGCUUUUACCAGUAGUGUACCAAGUAUUCCCGGAGUAGUAGUAUCACAAACUUUAGCAGAAUUUUCUGAGGAGGUGCUUAAAGGAGUCCGUGGAAUAGAAGUUGGCCAGUGUACCCAGACUGAACCUCAGGAUUUUGCUCUGUUAUGGAAAAUAGAAAAGAAUAAAAUUGGUGUUUCAGAUUCUAUCAGAGUACUAACAGGACGAUUAGAUGGGUUCAGACCUAAAGCUUUCAGUAUUAACACAAGAUCCGAUGCUCAGGAAACAAUCCCGUAUAGGGUCAUGUAUGAUAAAAGUACGUACGUUGAAGAAAGUGAGCUCACCAAUGCUGAUGAAUCUGAGAAUCUUAACAUUCUUUGUAAACUGUUCGGAUCUUAUUCAUUAGAAGCCUUAAAAGAUUUAUAUGAGAGGUGUAAUAAAGAUAUUAUUUGGGCCACAAGCCUUUUAUUGGAUUCUGAAACUAAAUUGUGUGAGGACACUGAAUAUGAGAAUGUCCAAAAAUCAUGUGACGAAUCACAAAUUGGGCCAUUUUCUCUGGGUUUGAAUUUGAAGGAAAUUAUUAGCCAAAGAGGAACCGAAGAAGAUUCCAAUUCUGUGCUGGAGUUCAGCCAUGACACCGGUGUCGGUCAUGUCAAUGCGCAAUCUCCCUACGAUGCUGAAAGGGAAAACGCCGAGCGGGCAGACCUAAACAGUAUCACUCCUGAGAAAUACGGGUUAGCCAUGGGUGCGUUGCCCAGUGCUGCUGUCGAUCCAGAGAAUCAUGAUGGAGUGUUUACAGACAGUCGGGCAGAGCUGUCACGUUUAUACAGCUUCAAGCCAUCUUUACCAGCUGUCCUAAAAACUGCUUCCCCUGAAGAUGUGAGUGAAACAGACAGUGGUCCAGUAGCCACAGAGCCUGUAGAAAGUAUCUUUUCCUCUUUAAAUCUGUCUGACGUUUGUCCUUCGCACCUUGAACUGAAUGAAGAAAUUGGCUUUACUGACUCUUUUGAGGUGAAGAGAGAUGAAAAUGUUGCAAAAGAUUACGUGAAAUUUGCAAACAUGGAAGAAUUUAUGAAUGAAGAAGAACAGGAAAUGCAUAAAAUUCUAAUGGCAGGCAGUAACUUGUCAACUGGAGUUAGUGAGGAAGAUAAAAUUGAGCUGUUGAAUCCCACCCCAGGGCUGGCUAAAUCUCUGACUAUAGACUGUCUGGAACUUGCACUACCCCCUGAACUGGCUUUUCAACUCAGUGAAUUGUUUGGUCCUGUUGGUAUUGAUUCAGGGUCUCUAACAGUGGAGGAUUGUGUGGUCCACAUAGAUCUGAAUCUGGCUAAAGUGCUCCAUGAGAAAUGGAAGGAGUCUGUAAUGGAGCGACAAAGACAGGAAGAGGUAUCUUCUGGCAGAUUGAUGCAAGAUCCUUCCCUUCUGGGACAACUUAGUCCUGAUAAUCCUGAACAAAAAUCAUCUCAGAGAACAGGCAAAAAAUUACUGAGGACUUUAGCAGCAUCUGAAAUGUUACCCUUGUUGGAUCAUUGGAAUACUCAGACUAAAAAAGUAUCUCUCAGAGAAAUAAUGUCAGAAGAAAUUGCCUUACAGGAAAAACACGACUUGAAAAAGGAGGCAUUUAUGUUUGAGAAAGAUUGUGCCACCAAGCUAAAGGAGAAGCAGCUCUUUAAGAUAUUUCCAGCCAUUAACCAAAACUUUCUGGCAGACAUCUUCAAGGACCACAACUAUUCAUUAGAACACACAGUGCAGUUUCUAAAUUGUGUGCUUGAAGGAGACCCUGUGAAAACAGUUGUAGCACAGGAGUUUGUUCAUCAAAAUGACGUCGCUGCUCAUACUGCACAGAAGACUAAAGAAAAAAAGGUAAAGAAAACAAAAGAGACUGAAGAUGCUCCCAGCGAAGCAUCGUUCCAGGACUUUGAGUACCCGGAGUACGAUGACUACCGGGCAGAGGCUUUCCUGCACCAACAGAAGAGGACAGAGUGUUACAGCAAAGCCAAGGAGGCCUAUCGGAUGGGGAAGAAACAUGUGGCCACUUUCUAUGCCCAACAGGGUAGUCUUCAUGAGCGGAAGAUGAAAGAAGCCAAUCACUUGGCCGCUGUGGAGAUCUUUGAGAAAGUCAAUGCUUCCCUGCUGCCACAGAAUGUUUUAGACCUCCAUGGGCUGCAUGUCGACGAAGCUAUAGAACACUUGAUGACAGUUUUACAGCAGAAAACUGAAGAGUGCAAGCAGGGCGGUGGGAAGCCUUAUCUCUCUGUGAUCACGGGCAGAGGAAACCACAGCCAGGGAGGGGUUGCUCGCAUCAAACCAGCCGUAAUGAAAUACCUCACAAGCCACAACUACAGGUUCUCUGAAAUUAAACCAGGGUGCUUGAAAGUCAUGCUAAAGUAAAAUAAAUGUCCUUGUUUUAGAAGAGUGAAGAUUUAUAGGUUAAAGUUAGUUUUAUUUGCAGUAAUUCAAUCAGUUCUACUCUAAAUAGUAUUUAUUAGGAGUUAUAUCCAGUUAUAGAGUAAAAAAAAUGGAUGUUUUUCAAAACUCAAGAGAAAUUUAAUUUUUUACUGAAUCCAAAUGCCAAAUAUUACCUGUUUAAAAUAUUAAAGGGAAUUUUUAUUGAAUCAGAACUUUUUAAAAAGUUACCAGCUGCAGUUUUUAAAGUCUGAAGUGCUCUGAAUAUUUGUCAGAGAGAAAAUGUUGCUUUUAUAUUAAUUGUUUGACCUUUAGUGAAGUCCUAAAGGUCCGACUGGGAGGUCAUGAAGUGCUGUGAAUCCUGGUCUGACACCUGGUUCAUGUUCUUCAAAGGCAGCAGAAGUUAAAGAAAUACUGACAGUGGUAGUAGAAGUAAAGGAAGAAAGAAUUUCUAACAAAACACUUGAAUACUUCUUGCUUCCGAAACUCAAUGCGUAAGCUCAUUUCAUUUUGCCGUAUCCUGCGGGAAGGAAGACCUGCUGUGUACUUCUGCUUUGUAUUUGAGCUUGAUCUCUUUUCCUUUGUUCUGUAUGUGUGCAUCUUCUGGGAGGAAGGUUGGGUCUGAGAUGAUUGCAGUUUUAUAUCUUCAGUAGGCAGAAAAAUGUUCAGAGAAAGAGAAAUGGCUAGAUAUUUACCAAGUGUUACUGCCUUAUAGAAACACUUCUAGAACUGUCUUGUUAAGUGCUGUUUCAGAUGGUACUAAAUAGCUCUAUUUUAUAGUUGAGACAAAUAGUUUGUAAACUGUAGAUCAAAACAAUAUGAGCUAAAAACUAAUGUAGAGAAAGCAUUUUGUUACAAUCAUAAAAGUAAUCCUUAUCAUUUCAAAAAUUUUUACCUUUAUUUUGAAACAGAUCCAACUUUCUGGAUGGAAGCUUUCACUGACUUCUGUUGUUUUGAGUAGCUAGCUAGUCCAGUUAGUCUAUAAAUUAUAAUUUCCUUUAUACAGGUUUAAUGUGGUAAAAAUGUCAUUAUUCACAGAAGACAGUGACUUCAAUAAAUUUGACUUUGACUAGAGAAUAUUUUCAGCAUAUAUAAAACUUUAGUAGAUACUUUUGUUACUCUUUGUUAGGCUUUAAAAAAUCAUUUGGACCAGGAAUUACAGAAGUCUGUGGUUAGUGAACAAAUCCGGAAAUACAGAAUGCUUUCCAAAAAGAGCAAACAUCUUAAAGUAAGACUCAAAUAUACGUGAUUUUACAUAUCAUGAAUGCAUGCUUUUGAAAGAGGAGCCUCAUUGAAUUUUAUUUCAAAGAUAGGAAUCUUUGUUUAUUUUUAGAGAUGGUCGAUGGCUGGUGUUGAAGUAUUAUUCACACUCUUACAGCUGUAAUAAUUUAUUUAGAAAAUUACAGCAGUACAGCACACUUUUUUGUGAUGUCUAGAACUGUUGUGUACAUUAAAAAUACAGCAGUUCAUUUCAAUGACUUCAUAUAAAGCUAAUAUUGUUAGUUAAUAAAGUAUUACUAUGUGUAAAUCAGUAUUUCAGAGACAUUAAGAACCUGGUGUUGUUGAGUGUGUACAACUGCACACUCAUUUUCCAUGCUUCUGUGUUCAUCUGGUUUAAAAAAAAAACGCUUUUGAGAACUUGCACUAGACUUAUUUCAAUUUGGUUAAUGAAGGAGUAGUCAUACUGAUCAGAGCAAAAGACGGUGUUCUCUGCUCUACAGCUUUAAUUCUAUGCCUGAUUUUGGCAAUUCUAGUCACGUUUCUCAAACUUCAUUCAUCAAUAUACAGGCAAAAUUUGAACAUUAUAUGUAGUUUCAUAAAAUUGCUGAAUCAUAAACUGGCUCCUAUCCCUACUAAUGAAAAUAGUUUAACCAAUGUGUAGUUAUGAAAGAAAAUUUGUAAUCCCUCCUUUUGCCCAUUUCUAAAUCCUUUAUGUCACAAGGAAAGAUAGUUUUAAGAUCAUCCUAGUUUCCUUGUACUGUUAUACUUAUGGAAAUACAUGGACAUUAGAAUGGUUCCUUUGUAAGUUUAAACUUUUAAAAAUGUUUUAAAAAUACAGCACUUCUGUAGUUUGGAAGGUUUUAGUAACACUUAUAUCCACUCAGUGGUCUCUCCCCAAUGUGAUCUGCCAGAGGGAAAAGGAGAACUGAGGUGGUACCUGGAGGGUGAGGAUUGGCCGGGGGAGUCCUGACGGCGUUGUUCACAC